Molecule: messenger RNA, 2521 nt
Organism: Melospiza georgiana
Lineage: Eukaryota; Metazoa; Chordata; Aves; Passeriformes; Passerellidae
Gene: AP1AR
Product: adaptor related protein complex 1 associated regulatory protein
Exons: 10
Coding region: 101-994 (297 amino acids)
Biological process (GO): negative regulation of cell motility; negative regulation of substrate adhesion-dependent cell spreading; regulation of Arp2/3 complex-mediated actin nucleation
Molecular function (GO): AP-1 adaptor complex binding
Source: RefSeq, a predicted model, not a curated record
CCCCGCCCGGCCCUGCGCAGCCACGCGGCGGUGCCGGCCCUUUGUUCCCGGGGGUCCGCGGCCGCCGGGAGGCGGCGGGAGCUGCGGCCAGCAGGAUGCCAUGGGGAACUGCUGGGCGCAGUGGUGCUGCGGACUGUUCCUGCGGAGGGAUGCCGGCCGCAUCCAGCGCGGCGGAGGAUCCAAGUAUUUUAGAACCUGUUCAACAGGAGAACACUUCACUAUAGAGUUUGAGAACCUGGUGGAAAGUGAUGAGGGGGAGAGCCCAGGAAGCAGUCACAGGCCUCUGACUGAGGAAGAAAUUGCAGACCUGAAAGAGAGACACUAUGACUCCAUUGCUGAGAAGCAGAGGGUUGUUGACCUGAAGCUUCAGUCAGAGUUAGCCUUACAAGAGGAGAAGUUAAGACUAGAAGAGGAGGCUUUAUAUGCUGCACAACGUCAAGCAGCCAGGGCAGCAAAGCAGAAAAAGCUCUUGGAGCAACGUAGGCAGCACAGGAUAACACAGCAGAGAGCACAUGCCGUUAACAAUGGAGAGUUCCAGAGCUGUGUGGCAGAGGAGGACCUCGAUCCUUUCCUGAGGAAUACAAAAUUCCAGUAUGAAGCUUUCCGAAGCAGCAGGCUUUCAUCUGAUGCCACAGUGCUGACACCCAACACAGAGAGCAGUUGUGACUUGAUGACCAAAACCAAAUCAGUGAGUGGGAAUGAUGACAGCACCUCCUUGGAUUUAGAGUGGGAAGAUGAAGAAGGCAUGAACAGGAUGAUCCCGGUGCGGGAGCGCUCCCGGACGGAGGAGGACAUCCUGCGGGCGGCGCUCAAGUUCAACAGCAGGAAGCCCGGGAGCCACCCGGCCUCGGCCUCCGACGACUCCAACGGGCUGGAGUGGGAGAACGACUUCGUCAGCGCCGCCGCCGCCCUGGACGACAACGGCAACGCCGAGUACGCCGGCUUCGUGAACCCCGUGCUGGAACUGUCGGAGUGCGAGCGCCAGGACAGAUAGUGCAUCCCUGCGUGUGCCCAGUGCUGCUGCAAAGGGAACGGAACCCGCGAGGCCGCUCUGCUCUUUGUCACCUGCUCCCCUUUUCCUGACAGUCUGAAUUCAGAACUAAGUGCAAUUUUAUCGUCUACCUUCUCCACUUUUGUGAAAACUGUUGUGGAUAUUUCUGGGUAUCUGGAUUUAAUAGAAAAUUAUCUGCACUAAAUUGGAGCUUCGUAGCUUUGACUUGUCUAUAUUUUAACUUGACUUUUUUUUUUUUCCGGAUGAUGUUUCUAUUGAUUUUGUUUUAAAAUUCAUCGUUGGCCUAAUAUUUAUCUCAGAAACAGUCCUUUAUAAUUUAAUACAGUCCUCUUUAAUACUUGAAGAUAGAGAAAUAAUUUUUAAAUAUUUCUAUUUCUGUGCUUUUUGACUUGCUCUUCAGCUAUUUAGAGCUGCAAAACAAAUUUGACACAUGGCAAAUUUGCAGAUUUUCCCCUGUCUAGCUUGAAGCCUUCCUAGUCUUCUCUUGUCCUUUUUCCAUUUAUUUUAUUUAUUUAAUUGCUUUAUGCCAAGCAUGGUUAACCUCAAUGAACACAGUAAAACUCAUCAGGUUAGAUAAGGUACUGCCUUGUAUAAUAAUAUGCCAGACUUAGUAAGCGUGUGCUAGAUAGAAAAGAAAAACUAAAAUAUAAAUUCUCGGUAUGUGUCAAUAAAAUGGAAAUUUAUGUGUCAAUAAAAUGGGAAUUUUAACCAGUGAAGAACUGGGAGGACCAAAGUCUUGUUUUCCCAGCCCCCCUGAACAGACCAACCUCUGUUGCUACAUGGUCCUUAAAAUUCUUCAGUUGUGGAAAAUUUAUAAUUGCACUGGACCAGAACAAUUAUGAAAAAGCAACAUCCAGUGAGCAAACAGGGAGGGAUGAUGGCUCUGCUGCUGGCAGGGUGGGAAGAACAAGAACCUAAAGACUGAAUUUUUACAACUGCAUUUUGAAAAGAAAGAAGAAAAAUUAGAAAAAUUCAUGUUUUAACAGUGUGUUAAAGUGCUCUGCCUUUCCUGUGCCUCUCAAGUGGAUGGUUAAUCCUGCCAGUACGGGCUGAAAUCCAAGGAGGUGUUCAGUGACUGCACCGCUGCUGUCCUGUGCUGUGUGGUCUCCCCCAGUAUUCCAUGUCAAUCUUACUUUUUAACAAAAGAGAACCUGCAAAGUUCUUGCAGGUCUCAAGCUUUCCCCAGAGUUUCAAAGUAAAGCCAUUCUACUCUGCCAUUAUUUUGUGCAGCUGUCUCAUUUUUCCAGGGGGAAAAGGGUGACAGGGUUUAACUUUGUUUUGGAGUAAAAAUAACACAUUGUGGUAAAUAAGAAACCUGCUCUGUCAAUCAUCAGAACUGAAUUUGUUGGUGAAAGCUGUGUGAAAAAUGUGGUUUAGCUCAUCUGAAGCUAUCUGGAAUAUUUGGGUGGUUACAGUGUGGAUAAGGAACAGAAAUCCUGCACACUGGGGUUAAAUGUGUACAAGUAACACGAGAGAACAGAUAAAUCCUGUUGGUAACAUUUCAUCUCU